Messenger RNA from Metarhizium acridum CQMa 102, 1386 nucleotides. RefSeq lists its product as uncharacterized. The record is from RefSeq and is a predicted model, not a curated record. NCBI's taxonomy places the organism in Eukaryota, Fungi, Ascomycota, Sordariomycetes, Hypocreales, Clavicipitaceae.
AUGCCGGCCUACUCUUCUUCCCUUGUCCGGCUCAGAGACACGCCUCAGGAUCAAGCCGACACCUCGGUCAAAGACAACCCCACCCCUACCAAGGACGCCUUUAGCUUUACCAAGGACAACGCCGCCUCUACGAAAUACGGAGCAAGAAGCCAGGGAAGAGAGGGCAAUGACGCCGGGCCUGUAGGCAACGAGCCGGAAAUCAAGACCCUCUACGUCGUAAAUGAAUCGGGGCACGAAUUUUGGUAUGAGCAGAGGCCCGAGGGUCUUUCUCUGGUGGACGACUGCAAGGACAUGGAGAGAUUUGCCGUCAUCCAUCGAAGACGCCUUUGCAAAGUGGCAGAUUCAGAUUCACCAGAUGUCAUCAAAAGUCACAGCAUCGUGAUCCACUCGCCGUAUCUGAAGAACUCUUUGGUACCAGUGUUUCAAGACUGUCCCGAAAUCGAUGUCGCAUCCUCGCCAUUACAGCUAAUGGCUCCGUUCAAUUUCUUCGUCCAGCGAUGGGGGGAAUUUGAAGCUGCUAGGGAUAAAGAGGCGCAGCACCCCGAGGCCAAAGCGCACAUGGAUCUCCUCUACGACAUGAUGAAGGGGGAGCUGAAGGAUCAUCUGGCAACCCGAGAACGCUGCUUGCGAAGUGGAAUGGUUGCAUACGAGGACCUGUGGACUAUUUUCCCCCCUGGUGGUUGUGUCUUGUGUCACGACAAUGAUAACGGUCUCAUCGAUGAUGACGAGCCUAGGUAUUCUCAUCGACUUACAGCGUUUCAGGUUCUAAAGGGGUCAUAUGCAGAAACCGAGGACGGCGAGAAACGUUGUUAUGUUCUUGAUUGCAUGUUUAUCGGCAUGUAUCCCCACAUGGCUUGGUACCAGACCGAGAUCGAAAUCCCCCGAUUUCCGGCGGACCAAAGUAUCUACUCGCUGCCCGUGCGUCCUCUUGAGCUGUGCAGACAUCGAAAGGAGCUUGAAGAUGGUCUGUACGAGAGGGGCCGCAAGUUUAUGAAGCUUGCAAAGGCCCGGGGCCCCAUUCCCUACCACGGAGAGUACAAUGGAACGGCCAUUGAGCCUUCCACGGGAGGCAAAGUAGAGUUCAAGGGCCGCUUCAUAAUGGAUGCGUCGGUUUGGGAGACUUGCUACCCCGAAGAACACCAGUUGCCACAGAGUGCGAAGAAAGUCUCCGAGAAAAAAGAACAUCUCAUCUUCACACUUCCCUAUCUCCCUGGCUACCUUCUAGAAACAAAUACCUCAGGCUGUACCUCGGGCUGGUUGUUCUUCUACGUCGACCUUGUCCGCCAAGCGCAGCCCGAUGCAGAGGCAUUGGAGUCGCCCACGUCUAUUCAGAGCUGUGCUUCAGUGUGGUUGUGGGGAGCUACAAUUUGGCGGGCUGAUAUAUAG